This is a messenger RNA of Vicia villosa (hairy vetch), 2921 nucleotides long. RefSeq names its product transcription factor GTE4-like. NCBI's taxonomy places the organism in Eukaryota, Viridiplantae, Streptophyta, Magnoliopsida, Fabales, Fabaceae. Bases 632 to 2557 code for a protein of 641 amino acids. The transcript is spliced from 6 exons. The record is from RefSeq and is a predicted model, not a curated record. Gene Ontology annotation, molecular function: protein binding.
CAAGACCCAUCCAUUGGGGCCAGAAAAAGGUGCUCCAACCGCCUAACCGGCGCGUGCAAAGCCUUUCCGGGAACUGACCUGCCCCAGUUUAGUUCGUCCGGCAAUUACACACCACGCGCGAAAAAACCGCCUACGAAAACAUUUCAAAUUUUCCCAAUAAAAAUUCCGCGCCACAAAAGCCUCUUUCCCUUCAACCACCGCGUUAACAACAAAACCCAAACAAACAACUCCUCAUUAGUCCGUGCAUUACACGCUCCAAACACUAGCGUGAAACCGCAUCCUUUAAAAUUGGUGCUAUUAUGUUUCUCAUAUUAGAUUUCGCAGUACACCCCCAGACGCGUAUGGUAUCACCGUUCUACAGACGAACCCUCUCCGAUCCCGUACACUUGUGACGCGAUAAGAGGAUAUACCGUUCUAGAGAGAGAAAGAGAGAAACACUUCACAGAGUUCUAGAGAGAGAAAGCGCGUCUCGACUCUCGAGAAGAUAGAGAAAGAACGAGCUAUAGAUCUGAAUGGAGUGAAGGUUUUUCUUCAAUUCGUUCAAUUUUGGUUCCGUUAAACCCUAGAUUCGUAUUCUAGGGUUUGGAAUUGUUGUUCGGUGAGGGUGAAUAAGAACUAGGGUUUUGAAUGAAUGGCUUCGGAGGUUAUAGUUAGAGACGAGGGAGUUAGAGAGAUACAGAGAUACUCGGAGAAAAACGUGUACAGGAGAAAAGCCUUGAAAGGUUCAAAGAAUAAGGUUAACAGCGCGUUGAAUGAUGUUCCUCGUGCUAGUUCUUCAUCUGCUGCUACCACAACUGUCACUGCUGAUGGAACGAAGGAGAAUGGAAACAAUAACAAUGUUUCUGUUCAGCAGCCGGAUCGGGUUACGGCUCCCGAGAAUGGGAAUUCGCCUCGUCCUGUAGUGAAUUCUAGGUUGGAUGUGGUUUCUGAAGACUCGUCUAGUUUGAAUCUUCUGCAGGAGGAACAUUUUACUCUUGAUGUUCAGCUGGAAGAUGCUCCUGGUUCGCUAGAACCAUCUUUGAGGAACUGUGAUAGUAAGCAGGGGGUGGAGAAUGGUGUAAGCAAUGGCCUGACUUCGCGGUCGAAGCAGGAGACACGGGAGCUUAGGAGGAGGCUUGAGAGCGAGCUUGAAACAGUGAGAUCUUUGGUGAAUAGGAUUGAAGAGAAGCAAGGGAUGGUUGGGAUGUAUGGUGGUAAUUUGAAUAUGCCGGUGGAUUAUCCUAUGGUUAAUAAUGGCGGUGGAGCUAAGCGCACUCACUCUGAGGUAGUAUCUGCAGGUGUUUCAAGAGAACCUACUAGGCCUUUACGUCAGUUAAGUGUGAUGGUGUUAGAGAAUAGUCAAGGGGUUAGUGAAAUUAUUGAAAGGGAGAAGAGAACACCCAAGGCAAACCAGUUCUAUUGCAAUUCAGAAUUCUUGCUUGCAAAAGAUAAGUUCCCGCCUGCAGAGAGUAACAAGAAGUCAAGAGUGAAUGGAAAGAAGCAUGGCAGGGGAGAAAUGGGACACGGGCUUGGGGUGGUAGCGAAAUAUUUGAAGAGCUGUAGCUCAUUGCUUGAAAAGUUGAUGAAACACAAGCACGGUUGGGUGUUUAAUAAACCAGUUGAUGUUGAAGGUCUUGGUUUGCAUGAUUAUUUUAUAAUCAUCUCUCAUCCAAUGGACUUGGGUACUGUGAAGUCGAGGCUGAACAAGAAUUGGUACAAAUCACCCAAGGAGUUUGCGGAGGAUGUGAGACUUACUUUUCGUAAUGCCAUGACAUAUAAUCCUAAAGGCCAAGAUGCUCAUAUAAUGGCGGAGGAGCUAUUAACAUUGUUUGACGAAAGGUGGGCUAUUAUAGAGGCAAAUUACAAUCAUGAAAUGAGGUAUGUCAUGGACUACGGGCCAGCUGUUUCUGCACCUUCACCACUGUCUAGAAAGACUCCUGCUUUCCGGCCACCACCUCUAGACAUGAGAAGGAUUCUGGAUAGGUCAGAAUCAAUGACAAAACCUCCAAAACCCACGAACUUUACUCGUUCAGCUCGAACUCCUGCUCCCAAAAAGCCUAAAGCUAACGAUCUUCACAAAAGAGACAUGACAUUUGAAGAGAAGCAAAAACUUAGCACACAUCUUCAGAAUCUACCUUCUGAUAAACUAGAUGCUAUUGUACAGAUCAUGAAGAAACAAAAUUCAGCACUUUCCCAACAUGAUGAUGAAAUUGAAGUGGACAUUGAUAGUGUGGAUGCAGAGACUCUUUGGGAGCUUGAUAGAUUUGUUACAAACUAUAAGAAAAGUUUGAGCAAAUACAAGAGGAAGGCUGAACUUGCAAUUCAAGCUAGAGCAGAAGCUGAGCAAAUGGCCCAACAGAGGAGCCAAGCACAAGACGACGUUGUUGAGGUCCCUAGAGAAAGACAAGCAGAGGAAAGAAAUGCUCCCCCAUCCUUGCCCGUGCAAGGGGAAAUUCAAGUGGAUAAUCGGAGUAACACAAGUAGCUCAAGCAGCUCAAGCAGUGAUUCUGGCUCUUCAUCAAGUGAUUCUGAUAGUGACAGCUCCUCAGCGUCUGGGUCUGAUGCAAGGUCACCGUGAACCUGAAUACUUCCCUUGAGAUGUCAAAUACAUAGAUUAGAUAGUGUUGCAAUGCUUGUCUAGUUGAUUUUUUUGAAGCUUCAAGAUUAUGGUUCUGAAUUUAGCAUUUGGUUUGUAGAGAAAGCUUCUGAAGGCCACUUUCGAUUUCCUGCUGUGCAGUACAGGAUCUUUAUUUCUCAUUUGAUUGAUUAAACUUUUAGUCUGUUGCUAUUUACGGUUAUACUUGUGAUAGCAGGCUCCUGUAUAAUAUUUGGUAGAAUGUGAAGAUAAUUAGAUAGUUUUCUGUAGGAGUGUACAUCGAUUGCUAACUACUGUACUCAUGAAGUUCCAAGUUCCAUUGAUGAAUUAAUAUUAUUUUGUGCUA